This is a messenger RNA of Closterium sp. NIES-67, 993 nucleotides long. The record is from the annotation of a GenBank genome assembly. NCBI's taxonomy places the organism in Eukaryota, Viridiplantae, Streptophyta, Zygnematophyceae, Desmidiales, Closteriaceae.
CAAGUCCCCACUCGUUUCUUAUCGCUCACGUUAAAAAACUUUCCGCUUUCGCUACUACUAAGGUCGUUUGUUGUCCUGCACAACUCUCCAUCUCGCUACCUUGCCAUCCGUGCCGCUCCUGCUCAGACUCGCAUAUAGACUCUAUAUAGAUAUCCUCUGGCGUUUUCGGAAGGUCCCCGGCGUUUUCGAGCUCCGAGAUAUCCUCUGCUCCCGGACCCUCUUUAGCCGUUCGCCGCUUGUUACAAUGACGACGAUUCGACGGUUCACGUGCGACGAUCUGUUUCGGUUCAACAACGUGAAUCUAGACUGGUACACGGAGACGUACAACCUGAACUUCUAUCUCGGCUACAUGGCAAGCUGGCCUGAGUAUUUCGUGGCGGCCCAGGGACCAGGGGACAGAAUCAUGGGCUACAUCAUGGGCAAGGUGGAGGGCGAGGGCGAGCUGUGGCACGGGCACGUGACGGCGCUGACUGUGGCUCCGGAGUAUCGCCGGCAGCAGCUUGCAGCAAAGCUGAUGGAUAUACUGGAGGAGAUCACACACAAGACUUACGAUGGGUACUUUGUCGAUCUCUUUGUUCGGACGUCCAACAAGGCCGCCAUUCAAAUGUACCAUAAAUUUGGGUAUGAGGUGUAUCAACGCGUGCUAAUGUAUUAUUCAGGGGAGGAAGAUGCCUUCGACAUGCGUAAAGCUAUGCCAAGAGACAAGGAAAAGAAAUCGAUGGUACCACUAGGCAGAUCUGUCACUCCGCAGGAGCUUCGGUUUGAUUGAACAAUCAAUUAUUUGCAUGGAACAUAGUUUUCCUGUAGCCAACUGUUCAUGCCCGUUGCCAUGUAGCUUGUCUGUAGAAGCAUUUUAUCCAUGCUGCAUGCAAAGCACCACAAAUGCAUUUCACAGCCCUGGCGAAAGGUGCACGCCAGACUUUGAUGGUGGAUCGCGCACACUGGUGGAUACGCUUUUCGCAAAUUACAUCCUCGUUAUCCUGCUCUCUUUUA